CCGGGCGAACCCGGAAGUCCUGCGUUCACAACACCGGAAGUCGUUCGGUCUAGCGAGCCAUGCGUACAGGAGGUUCCUCCUUUAUUUGGGUGACCGGCGACUGGGAGAGAUGAAGCUGUUGACGCACAAUAUGCUGACUUCUCACGUCCGGGGAGUGCGGCCCGGUGGGGGAUUCCCUCUUCGUAUCCAGGCCACAGAGGUGAAAGUGAACAAAGUAGAUUUCAACCCAGAGUUCACUGCUCGGAUGGUGCCCAAGGUGGAAUGGGGAGCGCUGGUGGAAGCCGCCGAGAGCUUGGGCCAUCGGUCAGACCUGCCUGCUGAGCCCCUCCCUGGUUAUGAGAAUAACGAAGAUUUUCUUCGGAAAGUGCACCACGUGUUGAUGGAGGUGGAGGUUGUGGAAGGCGUGCUGAAGUGUCCAGACACUGGCCGCGAGUUCCCCAUCACGAAGGGUAUACCCAAUAUGUUGUUGAGCGAAGAGGAGACAUGAACAGUUUGGAGCUGGUCUCAAAAGGACUGAUGCCCAUGGAAGGGCAAACCCCUUCAUUUUUUGGUUUGGAAAAAAGAAGCUGGAGCAGGUUUCAUGUGGUUGUUUUGUCCCUAUGUGUAGAAAUAAAUGAGUUAUUUGAUGUG
Pogona vitticeps (central bearded dragon) is the source of this 630-nucleotide messenger RNA. RefSeq names its product tRNA methyltransferase activator subunit 11-2 (gene TRMT112). Gene Ontology annotation, biological process: tRNA methylation; peptidyl-glutamine methylation; rRNA (guanine-N7)-methylation. Gene Ontology annotation, molecular function: protein heterodimerization activity. NCBI's taxonomy places the organism in Eukaryota, Metazoa, Chordata, Lepidosauria, Squamata, Agamidae. The record is from RefSeq and is a predicted model, not a curated record.